CCCUCUCCCGCUGCUAUCACAGGUGACUUUGUAGUAGAGUGCAGGUGACCUGGUGAUGAGCUGCUGUUGGAGCCCAUGAAUAACUGAAUUCCACUGUACUCCUUGUCAAUUACCUUCUUUCGGAUCGUCACAGCGGUAAUCCCUCGCGACAAUGUCGACUACACCCAAUUCCCGGCGUAGGUCACCGCGAUUGUCCGAAGUGUCGGAAUCCUUCUCUCCGAUUGGCGAUACGACGCUCACAGGUCUUUCACGUCUUCCUAUCCACAACAAAUUCCCCCUAACACCCAGCCGACACGCGACGACAUCCACCACGCCAUCAGCCAACAGAUUCACACCGCGCAACAGAGGCGCCGGCGCGCCUGCCACCCCGUUUAGACUGAAUGCAAUUCAGCGACGUAAUGCGAACACCCCCGGCCGUGAUCGCAGGAAGAGCGGCCGCAUCCAACGGGAAACGACAUUCGAUAUCCUUCGGAAUCUGGGAAAGGCACUCGCCCCUGCAACCCAACCGAUCCGUUCGUCACCCAGUGAGAAGCCGGAGCCAGAAGCCCCAGAGCUGGCCGAGCCUGAGAGGGAUGAGUUUGAGAUCCUCGACAAUGAACCCGAGAUGGAGCGCCCUCGGUUAUCCUUGCCGUUGGAAGAGGUUUAUGAGGUCGAUGAGGAGCCGGAAUUGCGACCCCCGAGACUUUCGUUAGCGAUUGAGGAAGAUGACAUUACCGUUGAGUACCCGAGGCGAGCUACGAGCGAACUGGAUAGAGGAAGACUGUCGAUGAUGGGCCCGCGCAUGAGUGAGAAUUUCGGCGAUGCCACUCGGUUAGAGAGUGACGACGAGGAUGACGGGGAUGAUACGGGUCUUGUGCAGGGUGACGACGACGGGGAUGAAGCCGAGGAGACUAUUACUAGCCAAGGGGCUUUUGAUCGAGGCGGAGAUACGGAGGAUUUGGGCCGAUUCAACUUCGAAUUCAAUUUCCCGUCGCCGCCUGCUCCCGGGGUCGGUGAUCUAGACCAGGACGCCCCCAUGCAGGAUGACGAAGGCUUCGAGCUUCCGCCGGUGGAUAUGCCCCUGGAUCUGGAUGUCGGACCGGGCGAUGACAACGACGAUGUCAGCAGUGUAUCCGAUGCCGGCGGAGAUUUCGGCAUGGAAUUCCCGGCCGCGGAACCGAUUGCCAUGAGUGAGAGUCAAAGUCCUGGUGUCGCCGGAGGUCUGCGGGAGGAGCAACAGUAUCUCCCCGGUGUCAAGCAGAAGAAACUCUCUCGCCAUGGGAUUCCCGUUCCUAAUUUACCCGUCGGUGUGGUCAAGAAGUUGGCUAUGCGCUUUGCGCGGGCACGGCAUGGGUCCAAGGCGAAGAUCAGCAAGGAAACCCUCGCUGCGAUUGAGCAGGCCUCGUCGUGGUUCUUCGAGCAAGCCAGUGACGAUCUGGCAGUAUAUGCCAAGCAUGCUGGGCGCAAGACUAUCGAUGAGAGCGAUGUUACAACUUUGAUGCGGAGACAACGACAUCUCAACAACGCCACUACUGUUUUCUCGCUGGCGCAGAAGCAUCUACCGAAGGAGCUUUUGCAGGAUAUGAGAUUGGCGAUGCCACCAUGAAUUGUUGAUACAUAUACAUGAAUCUUCCUUAACAUACAACCCCAACGCCGCCACCGAUUGGUGGGCUAUGAUCACUGAUCUGGCCUUACCAAUUACGGUUCAACCGGACAUGACGAGUGGCCUCGUUCGGCCGCUUGCGAAUGAUCAUCCACAACAUGAUGGACGUGGCCAGCGACAAGCCGUACCUAGAGCGCAUGAGCAGGGACUUGGGGGGUUUUGAAGACACCGUUAGGGUUAGGACCCACUCACCAUGUGAAGAUGUACUGGCUGUGGUUAUUCCGCAAGUUCACCUCGGCGGCACGACCGAUGGGAAUACCCUUAGCCUCUCGAGUAUACGACUCGACCAGAUCGGGG
Molecule: messenger RNA, 1939 nt
Organism: Aspergillus homomorphus CBS 101889
Lineage: Eukaryota; Fungi; Ascomycota; Eurotiomycetes; Eurotiales; Aspergillaceae
Exons: 5
Coding region: 152-1585 (477 amino acids)
Biological process (GO): replication fork processing; resolution of meiotic recombination intermediates
Cellular component (GO): FANCM-MHF complex; Fanconi anaemia nuclear complex
Molecular function (GO): protein heterodimerization activity; chromatin binding
Source: RefSeq, a predicted model, not a curated record